Messenger RNA from Diorhabda sublineata, 2212 nucleotides. Its product is annotated as phospholipase A2 group XV-like. Gene Ontology annotation, biological process: lipid metabolic process. The record is from RefSeq and is a predicted model, not a curated record. Bases 392 to 1645 code for a protein of 417 amino acids. The transcript has 6 exons. Lineage: Eukaryota; Metazoa; Arthropoda; Insecta; Coleoptera; Chrysomelidae.
AUUAAAUAGUCUCCAUUUUAACUCCUCGAAUUUAUAACAAUUUUCAAUAAUAAUUACAAAAUAAUUAAAACGACAUUUUUCAUCGUGUUUUAUAUAUUGUGAAAUCAAAAAUAUUUAUUGUAAAUAUCAAAAUUGGUACAUAUACAUAUGAUUUUUUAAACUGACACUGAAGACACGUGUUUAUAUUUACAUCCACACAAAAGACGUCAAAAAUUUUUAAGUGUUAUUGUACUCUAAAUAAUCAUCCGAUGGGUAGCGACAAAUAUUACGUAUUUUAUUUAUAUAAAUAGUUUUAUCAUGUUUGUUGCGGCAAUUAUCGAUACAUAAAAAUAUCUACAAUGAAAAAAAUGUUAUAAAUCAUCAGUAUUGUGUUAUUCUUUGUACUGAGAAUAUGAAAUUCCAGUAUAACCUCACUUUAUUUUUUCUUUUACUAUUGUUCGAACAAAUCAAAACUAAUUUAAAUCCUGUUAUACUAAUACCAGGUGACGGGGGUAGCCAAUUAGAAGCCAGAUUAAAUAAAACACAAAGGAUACAUUAUUUUUGUGAUUUAUCCACCGCUGAUUUUUUCAACAUAUGGUUAAAUUUAGAACUUUUAAUGCCUCUAGUCAUAGAUUGUUGGAUAGAUAAUGUAAAACUUAUAUAUGAUAAUACAACUAGAAUUACUAGAAAUAACGACGGGGUUGAAAUACGAGUACCGGGUUGGGGUGGUACUGAAUCUGUUGAAUGGUUAGAUCCAAGCCAUACGUCAACGGGGGCUUAUUUUAAAGACGUCUCGAAUACUUUAGUGACUAUGGGAUACGUGAGGAAUCACAGUAUAAAAGGAGCACCGUACGAUUUCAGGAAAGCACCAAAUGAAAAUGGUGAUUUCUUUGUACAACUUAAGGUUUUAGUAGAAGAUACUUAUAGUGAAAAUAAUAAUAGUGCUGUAGUUUUGUUGGUGCAUUCUAUGGGGGGACCUAUGGCUUUGAGAUUUUUAAAUAUGCAAACUCAAGCUUGGAAAAAUCAGUACAUCGCAGGGUUGAUUUCGUUAGCGGGGGUUUGGGGUGGUUCUAUGAAGGCCAUUAAAGUUUACGCUAUCGGUGACAAUUUAGGAUCUUUCGCCCUUCGAGAAAGCGUCAUGAGGGAAGAACAAAUAACGUCACCAAGUCUAGCUUGGUUAUUACCGUCGAAACUUUUUUGGAAACCAGACGAAGUUCUUGUACAAACCAGUAAAAAAAAUUACACCAUCGACGAUUUAGAAGAAUUUUUCCAGGGAAUCGAUUUUAUGGACGGUUGGGAAAUGAGGAAAGACACCGAAAAGUAUCAACUCGAUUUCAAACCACCUGGAGUCGAGGUCCAUUGUUUGUACGGUACGGAUGUGCAAACCGUAGAACGGUUGUAUUAUAAACCCGGUACCGAUUUGACCGGAUAUCCAACGCUGAUAUACGGAGAUGGGGACGGUACCGUCAACAGGCGGUCCUUGGAGGGAUGUCGCCAUUGGCAGACUCUUCAAAAACAAAAAGUUUUCGUUCAACAAUCUCCGAAAAUCGAACAUUUGCAAAUUUUGCACGACAAAUCGACGCAGGAUUACAUCAGAAACGUUAUGAAAAAAUUCGCCAAUAAAAAAAGAAAAAAGCAAUUUUGGCAUUAUAAAAUGUUGAAUUGAAAUUUUGUUAAAUUAAUUUUAUUUAAAAUAUAUUAGUGACGAUUUUUUUGAUAUUUUUUUUUACUACGGGGGUCCAAUUUUCGAUUUUUCCACCAUAUUCCCUGAAAUUCGAUUAUUUUUCCCUUUAGUAACAUUUUUCAAACUACCCUCGUAUUUCUAUUACCAGAAGAAUAUUCAAUUCCAACUUUUCUUUUCCGUAAAUCUUUGUGUCACCCUCGUAUUUCUAUUACCGGAAGAAUAUUCAACUCGUCCCCCUCGUAUUUUUCACAAAACUCGCCUUUUUCGUAACAUUUGAAAGUACCCUCGUAUUUCUAUUCUCAAAAGAAUAUUCAGUACAAUUUGACCUUUACCUUAUUCGUUGUAACGCCCUCGUAAUUUUCUUUUCGAUAAAAAAUUUCUUUUCGUAAUUUCUCAAAGUACCCUCGUAUUUUUAUUACGAAAAGAAUAUUCAAUCCCAGCUUCUAUUUUCCCUAAUUAUUUCUAUUGCCCUCGUAUUUUUUGGGGAAGAAUAUUCCUUCUCAUAGCUCGCUCUUUUCGUAAUUUCUCAAAGUACCCUCGUAUUUUUAU